Messenger RNA from Porites evermanni, 501 nucleotides. The record is from the annotation of a GenBank genome assembly. NCBI's taxonomy places the organism in Eukaryota, Metazoa, Cnidaria, Anthozoa, Scleractinia, Poritidae.
AUGGUUCAAAAACAAGAUGAUAUAGAAAAAACAAUUAAAAUCCUAGAGGAGCAGACCGCCAACAUUGAUGCCACCGACUGCCAAAAUGUAUGGUCAGAGUUAGAAAAGAAAAGACGGGAACUUGAAACCAUAAUCGAAUACCAGACAAAAGGGGCUAUGUUAAGAUCUAAAUCGCGAUGGUACAAUGAGGGCGAAAAAAACACUAAAUACUUUCUAAACUUAGAGAAGAGACACUGCAAACAAGGAACAAUUACCCAAUUGAAAGUCAAUGACAAAGACUUAAUCCAAGCCGACAGAGAAAUCUUACACGAGUGCGAGGCCUUUUAUAAAAAUCUCUACAGUUCAAAAGUACAAGUUAACGAUUACCCGGAAGUUUUCUUUCCACCUACACGAGAAGUAUUGAGUGAAGAAAGAAAACAGCAUUGUGAGGGUCUUUUAAGUGUUAAAGAGUGUUUGGAACCAUUAAACGGUAUGGCCACAGAAAAAAACACCUGGUACUGA